GAGAAUUCUUCUAUGAUAAAGAGUGACACGCUCAUCUUCAACAAACAUCUUCAGUUAUUUGAGUUUCAUCCUGUAAAAAUGGAAACUAAGCCUACAGAAAUCAGCAGCUCCAAGAUGUUUGGAGGUUACAACAAGAGAUAUAAACACUUGAGCCCAACACUUGGUUGUUCUAUGAAUUUCCACAUCUUUUUCCCUCCUUCAACUUCCCCUUCUCACAAGUUCCCUGUGCUUUACUGGCUCUCUGGCUUAACUUGCAUGGACGAGAACUUUAUAGCUAAAUCUGGUGCUCAACGUGCUGCUUCAAGUGAGGGUGUUGCGCUGAUUGUUCCUGAUACAUCUCCAAGAGGCCUGAAUGUGGAAGGAGAGUCAGACAGCUGGGACUUCGGUGUAGGUGCUGGUUUCUAUCUAAAUGCUACACAAGAGAAAUGGAAGAACUGGAGGAUGUAUGACUAUGUGGUCAAAGAAUUGCCGUCACUUCUUGAAAACUUUCCCAACUUCUUUUUCCUCCUCCAUUUCAUCCUUCAAUGGCUCCUGUGGUCUACCCCUUCUCCUGACUGAUAUCUUUUCUUCUUUGCCACUUCCAAGAUUCUCGUGAACAUAUUUCAGUACAAAAGAUGAGGGCAUAAAGCACUGAAACUAUAAAGUAAAUUCGAUACUUGGCGAGCUUUGAGUCAUACAAGUAGACAUAGUGACCAAACUGAUCCCUGACUUGUGUCUAAUAAAUCAAUCAAAUGUCAUUCUACAUCGAAGAUGAUCAUCUAAGAUCAUAGAAUACCAUAUAGGCACCAACUGUAGCUAUUGCUACGUAUAAAAGGGAUAAAAAGGACAGAAAGAUAAAGAGAAUAAAAAGUUGUUUGUCAUUCAACAUAAAAAUAGGAAAUGAGAAUGCACGGUACUAAAUAGGACUCCUCUGCUAACAGACUAGGACACUUGGCAGCCAACUACAUAAGCCAUGUUUAUAGACUUAAAGAUAAAUAACUAGGGACUAAAGUAAUAUAAACUAGACAAAGACUCCAUAACAUAAAUAAGAAAACUAAUAACCUAAACUACCCUUCUUGUUAAUCCCAACUCGUAACAAUCACAUCCUCCGUUAAAGAACCUUGAUGACAGUCAAGGUUGAAAUGUAGGGAAUUGAGAACGAAGGAAAUUAAUAUCCUCCCAUGUUGCUUCUUCAGAAGAUAAGUUCGCCCACUGCACCAAUACCUUAAUUGCCACCUUAUUCUUCUUCUUCUUCUUCGCCAUGCGUCGAUCUAAGAUUGCCACUGGUUCCACCAAAAUUUGGCCUUCAUUGUUGCAUAUUAGGGGAUCAAUCAAUGAUGCAGUUGGAUUUCCAACCUUCUUAUUAAGUUGCGACACAUGAAACACUGGGUGAAUCUUCGACCCGAUGGGUAAUCAAAGCUCAUAAGCCACUUGGUCAAUUCGUCGCAAAAUCUGAUAUGGGCCAUAGAAUUUCGAAGCUAACUUCAAAUUCUUACAAAUAGCUACCGACGUCUGUCGAUAAGGUUGCAAUUUGAGGUAUACCCAAUCCCCUUCUUCAAAAACUCUAUUUGUUCUUUUUGAAUCGGCGUAAAGCUUCAUCCUUUCCUGAGCUUUCUUUAAAUUCUCUUGCAGAACCUUACUCAUGAUUUGCCUCUGUUUUAACAUUUCAUCCACGGAGUUCACUUUGGACUGAGCCACCAGCUCAAAUGUAGGUAAAGGAGGAUCGAAACCAUACAAAGCCUUAAAAGGAGACAUUUGAAUUGCAAAAUGAUCGGUCGAGUUAUAAUAAAAUUCUGCUAAGCUCGACCACUUACUCCAAUUUAUUUGUUUAUGACCCGUCAAACAACGAAGGUACCCUUCCAAACACCUAUUGAGCCUUUCCGUUUGUCCGUCUGUCUGUGGAUGAUAGGCAGAACUUAGCUUAAUUUGCACUACCAUGCCCUUAAAAUUUUCCUUCCAGAAUAAGCUAACAAAUAUAUGGUCCCUAUCAGAGACAAUUGACACUAGGUUCCUAUGUAAUUUAAGAAUGGUGUCAAGAAAAACUUGAACCAUUUGAGAUGUUGUAUAGGGGUGGGAUAAGGCUAAAAAAUGUGCAUACUUGGCGUAACGAUCCACUACCAAAAAGAUUACCUCUUUCCCUCCUGAUUGAGGAAGCUUUUCGAUGAAAUCCAUUGUAAUAUGUUCACAUGCUCUAGAAGGAAUAGUCAAAGGUUGAAGGAGACCUGGGUAUGCAACAUUCUCCCCUUUGUUUCUUUGGCAAUUGUCACAUUCAGACACAAACUCUUUAACAUCUAACCAAAGACCAGGCCAAUAGAACAUUGCUCUCAGCCUUUGCUAAGUUGCAAGGACCCCUGAAUGUCCUCCCCAUGCUAUGAGGUGCAUAGCUUCAAUCAAUUUCUGCAUAUAACGUGCCAAUCCAAAUUUGCCCUUUAUGCCUUAUAAUUCCUUGUUGUAGCAACACAUCCGGUAUAGAAUUUGCAUCAAGCAACAAACUGGACAACACCUUGGAGACUUUGAAGUAUCCUUCAUAACUGUUGAGGACUUCUUGCACUCAAGCUGGUUGCACCAAUGUCAUGGCUUGGCAAUCAACAUUUUUUUUUUUUUUUUAAAAUCUGCGAGACAGAGCAUCAACUACAACAUUUUCACUCCCUUUUGUAUAAUGAAUCUCAUAACUAAGCCCAAGUAGCUUAGUCAAGCCCUUGUGUUGCAAUGAAGUAGUCACUCUCUGAUCCUUUAGAUACUUUAGACUGAAAUGAUCAGUUUUAAUUACAAAAUGAGUUGGUUGUAGGUAAUGUCGCCAUUUCUCAAUAGCUAACAAUAAUGCAAUCAACUCCUUCUCAUAAGUAGAUAGCCCAAGAUGUUUUUACCCCAAAGCUUGAAUUAUAAAGUCUAUAGGAUAUCCCUAUUGCAUUAAAAUUGUACCCACUCCAGUUCUGCAGUCAUAAACUUCCACGAUAAAAUGCUUAGUGAAAUCAGGAAGGGCCAGAAUAAGUGUUUGUAUCAUAGCCCGCUUUAAGGCUUCAAAAGCUUGUGUUGCCUCUUCAUUCCAGUUGAAAGCUCCCUUCUUUAGUGAGUUAGACAAAGGCCUACUUAUGGUGGCAAAAUGUCGGAUGAACCUCCGAUAGUAUCCUGUAAGCCCAAGGAAACCACAAAGUGCUUUGAUGCUGUUGGGCCUGGCCCAAUUCACCAUGGCCUCAAUCUUAGAGUUAUCAGUGCUAACCCCCUUCCCAGAUAUAAUGUGUCCCAAAUAUUCAGUUUGGGAUUGACUAAAACUACAUUUGGAUAAUUUUGCAAACAAUUGAUUAAUUCGUAAAACUUCAAAUACAUUUUUUAGAUGAGCCUCAUGGUCUCCCAAUGUAGCACUAUAAACAAGAGUAUCAUCAAAGAAAACCAAAAUAAAUUUUCUAAGAUAAGGGCCGAAUACCUUAUGCAUUAGUGCCUAAAAAGUUUUCGGGGCAUUAAUGAUCCCAAAAGGCAUUACCCAAAAUUGUCAAAGGCCAUGAUGGGUGCGGAAUGUUGUUUUGAAGUCAUCCUCUUCGCACAUUCGAAUUUGAUGAUAUCCAGAACGUAAAUCGAACUUUUGAAAAUAAAUUAGCUCCAUGCAAUUCAUCCAAGAGAUCUUCUACAACCAGAAUGGGAUACUUAUUCUUAACCAUGAUGUCAUUCAAUUGACGGUAAUCUAUGCAUAUUCUCCAUGAUGCAUCUUUUUUCUUUACCAAGAUGACAGGUGAUGCAAAAGGGGACGAGCUAGGAACCACCGUGCUGGCUUGUAAUAUUUCCUGCACUAGCUUUUCAAUCAUAUUCUUUUGUUCGUAGGAGUAGUGAUAUGUCCUUUGAUUCACAACUUUUGCUCCAUGGACAAGCUCAAUAAUGUGAUCACACCUCUAUCUAGGAGGUAGCCCUUUGGGUUCUUGGAAUACAUCUGCAUAGUGCGUUAGCAAUUUGUUAAA
Messenger RNA from Nicotiana attenuata, 3929 nucleotides. Its product is annotated as S-formylglutathione hydrolase-like. The transcript has 4 exons. Bases 13 to 558 code for a protein of 181 amino acids. Gene Ontology annotation, biological process: formaldehyde catabolic process. Gene Ontology annotation, molecular function: S-formylglutathione hydrolase activity. The record is from RefSeq and is a predicted model, not a curated record. NCBI's taxonomy places the organism in Eukaryota, Viridiplantae, Streptophyta, Magnoliopsida, Solanales, Solanaceae. Gene Ontology annotation, cellular component: cytosol.